This is a messenger RNA of Saccostrea cuccullata (small rock oyster), 2546 nucleotides long. Its product is annotated as serine/threonine-protein phosphatase 6 regulatory ankyrin repeat subunit B-like. The transcript has a single exon. NCBI's taxonomy places the organism in Eukaryota, Metazoa, Mollusca, Bivalvia, Ostreida, Ostreidae. Gene Ontology annotation, molecular function: protein binding. The record is from RefSeq and is a predicted model, not a curated record. Bases 1 to 2493 code for a protein of 830 amino acids.
AUGGAAAUGUUCAAAUAUGUGUUUGAUUCAAUCGAUUCCAACUUCAAACCAAGUUGUUUGAAUACUAGAGGGCCUCUUCUUCCUUUAGUGGAAGCGUGCUUUCAUGGGACAUUCGAUAUGGUGAAAAUCUUGAUUAAAUCUGGAGCAUCUGUUAAUCAAAGUGAUGAAAAUUCUGUGUCGCCUUUACUUGCUGCAUCAUAUGAAGGUGAUUUAGAACUUGUUCAAUUUCUAUUCGAACACAGUACAGAAAUAAACCAUGUUGACCGUGACGGAAAAUGUGCAUUGCAUUUGGCGGCUGAGAAUGGUCAUACCAAUGUUGUUAUAUAUCUUCUUAGUAAAUCAUCUGAAGUUGAUAAGGUCGAUUCAACAAAUAAUACCCCUCUUUACUUAUCCGCACAAAACGGGCAUUCAAGUGCUGUUAGAUCUUUGUUGAAGAAGAAUGCAGAGGUAAAUAGGAGAUGUGAAAAGGGAAUGACUCCUCUUCACGCAGCAGCAUCUGAAGGACAUUUAGAAAUUCUUCACCUUUUUGAAAAUGCUGAUGUAAAUGAAUGUGAUUUUGAAGAAAAAAAUCCUCUUCACGUGGCUUGUAGUAGAGGUCAUGAAGAAAUUGUAAAUCAUUUAAUAAAAAUGAAAGCUAAUAUCAACAAGCGUGAUUGCAGUAGUAUUACACCUUUAUUUGAGGCUUCAAUCAAAGGAUAUGCAAAUAUUAUGAAAGUCUUAAUUGACGCAGGAGUUGACAUAAACAUAUGUGAUAAAGAUAAUAAGUCGCCGUUGUUUGUUGCUUCCGAAAACGGCCAUAUCAAUGCUGUGGAAAUACUAAUAAAAAAGGGUGCUGAUAUUGACGAAUGCGAUAAAAAUGGCGAUUCACCAUUACUAAUUGCAAUUAAAAGAAAACAUAAAAGAGUUGCCGAAGUUUUAAUGCUGAAUGAUGCUGGCGUAAAUGUGAACAAUAGAUCGUCAAAUACACCUCUUUCAAUUGCUUCGAUGCUAAAUGAAGUUGAAAUUGUUCAGUCUCUUUUGAAAAAGGGAGCAGAAAUAGACUCUUCAAAUUUAGAAAAACACACACCUCUUCACAUAGCAGUGAUGAAUGGAAAUUUAUCAACUGUGCGAGUCCUUUUGGAGAACAAUCCGUCAAUGAAUCCAAUGGAUCUUGAGGGAAAAACACCCCUUCAUAUCGCUUGUCAACAGUGUGAAUUUAAAAUUGUUUCCCUUCUGGUAACAAAUGGAGCAAAUGUAAACAAACUUGACAAUAACGAAAAAACUCCACUUUUAUUAGCAAUAGAGAACAAUGAUUUCAACAUUGUACAGCUUCUCAUAGAAAAUAAUGCUAAUAAAGAACUUGAGGAUAACACAAGAGUAACCCCUCUUUUAGCAUCAGUAAUAAAUAACAAUUUUGAGAUCAUGAAACUAGUCUUUUCGUGUCAUUUAGUAAACAGAGGUUCGGCAAAAUAUGGAUCACCUCUUUCAGUUGCCAUCGAAAAUAAACAGAUUAAUUGUGCAGAAUUCCUUACUAAACAUGGAGCAGAUGUCAAUGAAUAUGUAGAGGGAAAAUCACUUCUUCGUCUAGUGUCUGAACUAGGAUUAGUUGAAUUUGUUAAAAUUCUUCUCGAAAACGGUGCAUCUCUGAAAAAUGAUGCCUCAAAUCCACCUUUAUAUGUUGCAUCUUUACACGGUCACCACGAAACAGUAAAACUGUUACUGCAAUAUAAGGCAGAUGUAAACCAAUGUGAUAAAAAAGAAAAGCAAACACCUUUACAUGUAGCCGCUAAAAAUGGUUUUUCGUCCGUGGUUGAGCUCCUGUGUGAAAAUGCAGCUGAUGUUAACAAAUUGAAUAAAUCAAAUCAAUCCCCGUUGUAUUUAGGUUGCCUGGAAAAUCACAUAAAAGUUGUCAGAAUUUUGUUAAAUAAUAAAGCAAAGAUAUCCAAUGGAAACUACCCCCUCACGAUAGCAAUACUUAAAGGAAAUGAAGAAAUAGUAAAGGAACUUUUAGAAUGGAAAGCCGAAAUUAGUAAAGUUAUUACAAAAGAAAAGGAAUCUGCUGUAUAUUUAGCCUCCAAAUAUGGAUACUUGAGUAUCGUUGAAUAUUUGAUUUCAGAUCAAAACGGUUUAGGUAUGAUUGAUAAAUGCGACAAAAAUGAAAAUACCCCGAUACACAUUGCUUCAGGAAGUGGCCACUUACAUGUUGUUCAAUGUCUAUUGAGGCAUACCAAAUGCUUAAACAAGAACAAUAAAGAGGGCGAUACACCAUUACAUAAAGCGGUCAGGGGAGGCUUUGAAGACGUCGUGGCAUGCUUGAUCAGAGCUAAUGCUAGUAUUGAAAUAAAAAACUCCGUUGGCGAAACAGCAAUAAGACUCACCAAAAAUGAAAAUAUCAUAAAUAUGUUGAGAACUGCUUCAAAGCCUGGGAAACUACAAGCCCAAAAAACUCCUCGUGGGAAGCAAAACUAUCGACCAAAUGGACCAAAAAGAAGAAAUGUACCAAAGAAAAAAUGAAAUGUAAGAACAUUUACUCCGUACUACGUCAUGUUUAUAUUGGGUUAUACAUA